Colossoma macropomum (tambaqui) is the source of this 849-nucleotide messenger RNA. RefSeq lists its product as uncharacterized. The transcript has 6 exons. The coding region runs from base 1 to 849 and encodes 282 amino acids. The record is from RefSeq and is a predicted model, not a curated record. Lineage: Eukaryota; Metazoa; Chordata; Actinopteri; Characiformes; Serrasalmidae.
AUGGCUCCUCCUCUUCCUCUGGUCUUUCUGCUCAUGAUUGGUGGAGCUUUUGGAACAAAGUGGAGUGUGAAGUACAACCAACAGGAAAUAUGUGCUUUAAAAGGAUCCACAGUGUUUAUGAAUGGAACUUAUACUCACCCAGAACGUCUUACAGUGACAGAGAAUUUUUGGUUCAUAUGUCCAGUUCAGAAUGUGGAGCCGACUGAUCUGAGUAAAAACCCAGAUUAUUCAGGCAGAGUCGAGUAUUUAACUGAUGAACAGAAACACUUCUCCCUCAAACUGAGUGAUGUGAUGGAGAGGGAUGAACAUCAGUUCUGCUUCAGAAUCAUAACAAAUGUGGAAAGAUGGACAGGUUUUCCUGGAGUUCAGCUCAGAGUUACAGAGCUCCAUGUGGAAACUCCUGAAGAAGUGACAGAGGGAGAAACAGCAGAUCUGACCUGUAAAACCACCUGCAGUCUGACUGACCCAACAUUCAUCUGGUACAAAAAUGGACAUCCUUUAACCACAAAGACCAUCAAGAACAACCAGCUCCACCUGCAGACAGUCAGCAGUGAGGAUGCAGGCAGUUAUAGCUGUGCUGUAAGAGGAUAUCAACAUCUCCACUCUACUGCUCACAACCUCAGAGUCAGAUAUCCUCCAAAGAGCAUCUCAGUGUCCAUCUUUCCCUGUGGUGAAAUAGUGGACGGCAGUUCAAACGCUGACCCCGAUGCUAAGGACGACACGUACUCAGCUCUUCAGCCCACAGCCAGGUCCUCUGAUGAUGUGUACCACACACUUGCAACUGUUCAGUCCAGUUCUCCUGAUGACCCGUACACAGCUCUGGACCCUCAGUCCAGUUCUCCUGAGUAA